UCGCCAACCAGCGCCCGUGCGACAAAACAAGAAAGUGUCUCAAAUAACGCCUACAACUGGUUCCCAAGAUAUCAAUAUGCUUGUAAAAAAUACGGUUUGUUUCGCCGUUAUCACAUUGUUUUUUAUGUGGGAUUCAAGAACAGACGCCGCUACUACAAGCUUAAAAUUAUGUGGUAGGAAACUCGUGGAAGCCAUGGAAAGAGUGUGCAAAGAGUACAAUAGUCCUCCCUGGGAUGUACCUACAGUUAUUGAACAACCUGCAGGGAUCGUCAGGCGGAAAAGACAAAUGGGCAUCGCCGAUCAAUGUUGCAUUUCCACUUGCCAUAUGACUGAACUUCUACAAUACUGCGCCGUUAUAAAGUUGGAGUCGCCGUUGGAAGUGAUGGACGAGCACAUGAUCGAGGACCGGUCGGCGGAGGCGAGCUCCGCGUCGUCGCCGGCCGUGGUGGCAGAGGAGCGCGCGACGGGCGCUCGGCGCGAGGUGGGACGCGGUCGACUUCGCGGGUACGGGGCUAAGGCACGAGGGCGCCGUUGUUGGUGCCGGCGCAAGCGGCGCACGGGCCGACGGCGAACCUCUCUCAUGGGUAACAUGAAUCUCGUAAAAAAUGCCGCGCGCGCUGCGCCCGUGGUAGGCACCGUGUCCCCGCUGCUCACGUGGGGGCGGACGCUCAACACUGACUUACCAUCUGCAGACCGGCAUCGAUACGCAUAUGUAGCAGUAUAUUCGUAAUUCUUUAUUCGUAGCAAAAUGUUGUGCAUCGGCCUUGUUUCAAAUAAAAUUCCCGUAGACCUCGUAGACCGAACAAAUUGACAUUUUUCUACAUUUUGUAAACAACGGUAUUUCGAUUCAACUUUGGCUGUUAUAUACUUUCAACGUAAAUUGAAUAGAAAAACAGAACAAAUUAGGUUAAAUUAGAAGAAAUUGAAUUAGUAAAUGUAAGAUUAGUUACGGAUAAACGACGCGUAUUUAUCUAGGAUUUAAAAAUAAUCAUAGCUUGAAAACAAGUUCCUUCCUAGAAAUGUGUUCAAGUAUUAAUUAAUCAUCGAAAGUUUUGUAACCUUUAUCUAGUGUUAAUAAUAAUAUACCUACGACAUAGUAAUUAAUAAUCAUUUAAGUACCUAAUUGUAAAGAUUGUGUAAAAGCAAUUCGAUAAGUUCUUAGGUAUAAUUCCAAUAUGGUAUAAAUUUUCGUGUAUGUACCUACUCUUCGCCUAUUCAAGAACCAAUUCAUCAAAAUACAUAGCCAUUUUAUAAAUAUUCAUUAAUAUUAAAUGUAAAUAAUACGUUAUCUUCGAAUGUUUCAUAAUAAAUAGUCCCUAAAUACGACGUUAAUGCCUUAGAACAAAGAUAUAUUUUAAUCUCUAAAACUACGUAACUAACAUCUACCACAUAAGAUUUAAAGAUCUCUUAAGCAUCUGUGAUAAUCCAAUUGAUAAAAUAAUUCAUUAACUUAUGAACUUUUAGUAAUAUCAUGUUUUUAGAUUAAUGUAUUUCCUUGUCAUGUUUGUAUUGCGCAUGUCUGGGUUGUAUUGAAUUUAUAAUUGAGAAGUAUGUAUAUCUGAAGUGACUGAUUAAAUGGAUGCUAUAUACACUUAUAA
Messenger RNA from Colias croceus (clouded yellow), 1598 nucleotides. Its product is annotated as insulin-like growth factor I. Gene Ontology annotation, cellular component: extracellular region. The transcript has 5 exons. Bases 77 to 730 code for a protein of 217 amino acids. NCBI's taxonomy places the organism in Eukaryota, Metazoa, Arthropoda, Insecta, Lepidoptera, Pieridae. The record is from RefSeq and is a predicted model, not a curated record. Gene Ontology annotation, molecular function: hormone activity.